GGUUGACCACCCCCGUGAAUGCCAAAGUAUGCCACUAAUUAUGAAUCCUCUACAUAAAGCAAGUACCACCCAUUCCAACGUCGAAGGAAAAAACUUAUUAGACAUUAAAUUGUAAGAAUUUUGCUGACUUGUAAGCUUCAGAGACGAAGACACACGGUUAGAGUGAGAAAGAGAUGGCAAUUGGGUUCAUGGAGGUGCAGCUUGUGAAAGCAAAGGAGUUGUGUGACACUGAUUUCUUUGGUAGUAUGGACCCGUAUGUUGUGAUACAAUACAACGGCCAAGAGCAAAGGAGUAGUGUUGCUAAGGGACAGGGCAAUAAUCCGGUAUGGAAUGAGAAAUUUGUGUUCAAGGUAGAAUAUCCUACACUGAGUAAUUCAUACAAGAUUAUCUUAAAAAUCAUGGACAAGGAUCUUUUAUCUGCAGAUGACUUUGUUGGUCAAGCCAUAGUCUAUGUGGAAGAUUUAUUAGCCAUAGGGGUAGAGGAUGGUGCGGCUGAGCUACAACCUCUAAAGUACAGAGUAAUUCGUGCAGAUCAAUCUUAUUGUGGAGAAAUUGAUCUUGGUAUAACUUUUAAGGUGGAAGAAGAGUUCAAUGGAGAAGCUAAACGAGGAUCGAAGGACAGUAAAUAGUAUUUGCAAUAGCAGUUGGCCAACAUGAAUAUCAAUUGAUUUCAAUGGAGAUUUUGGAAUCAUCAUCAUGUAGUUAGUUUCAUCUUUUUAGUUGUAUAUGAUCCUUUUGGAAAGUAGGAUCAAUGCAUAGAUAAAUUUACUAAAUUGUUAUGCCAUCAAAUUAGUAAUAGUAUGCAUUAUUAAUCUUCUAAUUUAUCUUCACCAUAAUUAAUCUCAUUGAUGAUUCAAUCUUGUACUUCCUUAACAUCUAUAUACUAUAUGGGUUUGAACUUUUGUGAGCCA
This is a messenger RNA of Glycine soja, 911 nucleotides long. RefSeq names its product elicitor-responsive protein 1-like. Lineage: Eukaryota; Viridiplantae; Streptophyta; Magnoliopsida; Fabales; Fabaceae. Bases 174 to 629 code for a protein of 151 amino acids. The transcript is spliced from 5 exons. The record is from RefSeq and is a predicted model, not a curated record.